UCCGAUCAACCAUAAAUUGCCUGCACACGAUACCUGAAACCCAUUGCAUAUAUAUCCAGCAAAAGCCACACUCUUAAAAAAAUAUGCAAGGAAUCGCAAUGGAAAGUACAAAAACUGAGUCAUACUUCGUUUUCAUGAACUACGACCCGGAAUACGAGCGCCUUCGAGCUGAUCGAACAAAAAGAAGGGAACAGGAGCUUAAUUUAUAUCUAAGCAGGAAGCAUGAUGAGCUGUUGGCCAGCACCCUUGAGGCCGGCAGCUACAGGAAGACGUUAUCUUUGGUCAUUAUUGAUGGGUUUCAAGUAGAAAUUACUGAGGAUCAGGCCAAUGUGCUUAGAUCUGCAAAGGGAGUGAGAAUUGUGGAGAAAAAUCAAGAGCUUGCUUAGUAGUGUACCCGAGGAGACGUUUGUAU
Molecule: messenger RNA, 412 nt
Organism: Juglans microcarpa x Juglans regia
Lineage: Eukaryota; Viridiplantae; Streptophyta; Magnoliopsida; Fagales; Juglandaceae
Product: subtilisin-like protease SBT2.5
Exons: 3
Coding region: 84-386 (100 amino acids)
Source: RefSeq, a predicted model, not a curated record